Messenger RNA from Lacerta agilis (Sand lizard), 2819 nucleotides. It is a transcript of the gene E2F1, whose product is annotated as E2F transcription factor 1. Gene Ontology annotation, cellular component: Rb-E2F complex. The coding region runs from base 731 to 1996 and encodes 421 amino acids. The transcript has 7 exons. The record is from RefSeq and is a predicted model, not a curated record. Gene Ontology annotation, biological process: regulation of transcription by RNA polymerase II; G1/S transition of mitotic cell cycle. Gene Ontology annotation, molecular function: DNA-binding transcription factor activity, RNA polymerase II-specific; protein dimerization activity; RNA polymerase II cis-regulatory region sequence-specific DNA binding. NCBI's taxonomy places the organism in Eukaryota, Metazoa, Chordata, Lepidosauria, Squamata, Lacertidae.
GAGCGGCGGCGCCCUGCUCGUGCUGCUUUCGCGGCAAAAAGGAUUUGGCGCGCAAACGUGUGCGGGGCCGGGACCAGCUGGGAACAAUAACAGUGCCUGGAGCGGAGCGGAGCGGACCGGCUGAGCGCGGGAGAGAAGGGCGAGAGGAUCCCGGCUCUGCGCGGGGCCACGACGGAGCCGAGCGGGGCAGGGCAGGGCGGCUGGGAAGUCGGCGCUGACCGGCCGAGCGUAGGCGGAAGGGAGCCCUGCUGUGUGCCGUAGCGCCCUGCCCUUCCCCGCGGAGACCCGCGCCUUCGUGGGGGCCUCGCAGAUGACCCGGAAAGCAGCCUCGGCGCCCUCCGCUCUCGGCCUGGCCGCAGCCGCCGCCUCCUCUCCGCUCGCGGCCCUGGCCGGCUGCACCUCCGCGGGACACCAUUUCCCGGGCCUCUGCCCUUAAAGGAGGAUGGGGCGUGUUCCUGGCUCCCGGCCCCUGCCAUCCGGCGACUCUCUGCACCCCCGCGGCCAGGACGGUGGCACCGGCCCGCUGAUACGGCUCUGAUUCCCGGGAAGCGGGAAUCAAGACGGCGGGGUGGGGUGGGGUGGGGGAAGAGGGAUCCUCCGGAUUUCCUGCGGUGCGUGGAGGAAGGGAGGCAGAGGAGCGGGCAGGAUCAGGCCUUUCCCCCCCCCUCCCUCACCCCUACCCACCCCACCCACUCUCCUCCGAGGCAUGUGAGUGCCAGCGUUUUGUAUCAUGUCUCUGGAGGGCCUGGGGGUGACCCAGAAUGUGGCGGACCUGGAAGCCCUGUUGAGGGGCGCGGAAGCCAUCCAUGUGAUGGAGCAGCAGAUCGUGAUCAUUUCCACCCCAGACCAGCUCUCCGCGCCCGGAGGAGAGAGCGACGCCGAACUGCUGCUGUUCGCCACUCCGCAGCCCGCCAGAUUGGAAACGGCGACGCAGAGGCCUGCUCUGGAGCGCCCGCCGGUAAAACGGAAGCUGAACUUGGAGACUGACCACCAGUACAUUGCAGAGAGUGUUCAUGCAGCCCGAGGAAGAGCGAAAAACCCUGUCAAAGGGGUGAAGUCUCCUGGAGAGAAAUCCCGCUAUGAAACCUCCCUGAAUCUGACCACCAAACGUUUCCUGGAGCUGCUGAGCCAAUCGCCUGAUGGUGUUGUGGAUCUCAACUGGGCUGCAGAGGUGUUGAAGGUGCAGAAGAGGCGGAUCUAUGACAUCACAAAUGUCCUGGAAGGUAUCCAGCUGAUCACCAAGAAGUCCAAGAACCAUAUCCAGUGGUUGGGGAGCCGGACUGCUGUGGGGAGCGCCAGCAAGAGCCAGGGGUUGGUGAAGGAACUCCAGGAUCUUCAGGCAGCAGAACAGCAACUGGACAGCCUCAUCCAGAUGUGUACUACUCAGUUCAAGCACCUCACGGAGGACCCAGAAUACAAGCACUCAGCUUACGUGACAUGCCAAGAUCUGCGCAGCAUUGCAGACCCUUCUGAGCAACUGGUGAUGGUGAUCAAAGCCCCCCAGGAGACGCAGAUGCAAGUCUCUGACCCGGCGGAGGCUUUCCAAAUUGCUGUGAAGAGCACCCAGGGCCCAAUAGAUGUGUUCCUGUGCCCAGAGGAGAGCUCUGGAGUCUGCAGCCCCACCAAGAGUCCAUUGAAGGUGGCUUCCAAGGAACCUUCUCCAGGGUCUUCGCAAGCAGCAGCAGCAGCAGCCCCUGCACUUCUGCGUCCCUCCCAGGAAAUGAACUCACCAUUGCUGAGUGCAGACCAAGAGCCCCUGUUGUCUAGGGAGAGCGCAUUGCCACUGAAGUGCCCUGCGGAUGACGUGAACCUCUCGCCACUGGCAUCCGUGGAUGCUUUGCUCCAGCAGGGCAAGGAGGACUUCUCAAGCUUCCUACCUGCCGAAUUCAUUGCGCUUUCGCCAACCCAGGACUAUCACUUUGGGCUCGAGGAGGGCGAAGGCAUCAGCGAGCUCUUUGACUGUGAUUUUGGAGACUUGACUUCCUUGGAUUUCUGAGCAUCCUCAGGUGGGGUGGGGAGUGCCACUCAGCUGGCCCUGCCCCACCACGGGGCAUCCUCUCAGAGCUGACGUCUGAAUGUAAUCGCAAGGCCAGCUGCAGCCUCCUCGGCCGGUGUGCUGCGGAGAGGACUCCAGGGGAGGAAACAGAAGGCAGCAGUGGCCGGGGUGUGAUUCAGUUCUUGGCUGCCUGUCGCCAGCCACCUCGCUGCGAUUGAAGAAGGUGGCUGUGAAGCUAAUAAUGGCUGCUGUGAAUGUUGCAGGCCCCUUUCUGUGGCCUUUCAGUGGGCCUGCUGCGUCCAGGCCCAUAGUAGUAGUGUCCAGGGCCAUCUUGAUUCUCUGGUGCCAUGUUUUGACUCUAUAGGGGCAGUCCUAGUAGUUAAUGCUGUUGCCCUAGCAACAGCUGACUUAACUCUCGCUCAACCACUCCUUUCCCCCAAGUCCUCACUUUAAACUGAAUUUUGCUGUGGGCAAACCACCCCACCCCGUGUCAGCUGUUUAUCGCUCCUUACUGUGAGCAAUUUCCUCUCUUGCCUUGGAAACCGUGACUGUCAGAAGAGUUUCUGAGAACAGGCGUUCCUCCCUCCCUUCUGUCAGCAAAGUCUCCCCUGGGGUGUAGGGCAGUAAUGGCCUGGAUAUUCAUUGCGAGAGGGGGCACCUCUCUCUGCCAGCCAGCUGUGGAAGGAAAAAAAGGCAAGAACAGUAUACUUCUAAGUAAUAAUUGGUGAUAACCUGACACCCCAUUGUCCUACAGACCAGGUCAUUCUGGUUGGCUGGCAUUGAGACAUCAACAAUUUGCAGUUUGAGGAUCAGAGGUGGGGGG